This is a messenger RNA of Linum tenue, 1053 nucleotides long. The record is from the annotation of a GenBank genome assembly. NCBI's taxonomy places the organism in Eukaryota, Viridiplantae, Streptophyta, Magnoliopsida, Malpighiales, Linaceae.
CUCCCUGCUGUCCUCUCUUUCGUCGGCGCCGAACUCACCUCAUCUCUCCACCAGAGAACCAUGCUUUUAUGCUUUCUCCCACAAAUCUCGGUCUUCUCCCACAGUCGCUUUGCAUCGUCCCCACUUCUCGCGAGAACUGUUCUCACCGGUCGAUUCCUCCACACCGCAACCUCCGGGUCUACCUCUAUGAAGCACGUCGUCCUUUCAAAACUCACAUGGAACGACAAAGCUCCGACCUUGAAAUUGCGCCUUCUCUAUACAUGGAAGGCUGGGAAUCCGGCCCGUCCCGACGGGUUCUUCGAAUUCUCGACACUGUGGACCGAUGAACUGGGUGUCCUGGUCCAAGGGAUUUCGCUGAAGCAACUGGCCAGCCAUUUGCAAGAGAUUUUACACGUUGGAAAGGUCUACUUCGUAGAACAGUUUGCUCAACGUGAAUCCAGGAGGCGCCGGGCACCUUGCUCCAAUGACCGCCUCCUGUACUUUAAUUCCAAUACUUCCUUCACAACCUCGCCUGAAGAUGAUCCCACCUUCUGUCGUGAUAGCUUUGAGUUCCGCAGCUUCGAGGACCUCGAAGACAUCGCUUCCAGGCAUGUCUGUUUAGUUGGUUUGUCUCCCAUCCUUAGUUUUAUCAAGGCAUCCCUGUCAAUCACGCUUAGGUCUGAAUUUGCCGAAAAGCUGAACGUGGCUCACCUCAUGGAGCUGGAUGGGGCCGCACCAGUGAUUAUUGCAUUCACCAGUCUUAGCCUUUCGAUUUGGCGUGGUAAUGUUGGAGCGUCCAAUACUACCGCAACUCGCAUUGUCAUGUCGCCCGCAGUCCCACAGUGUGCGGCCCUCACGGUCCAUUUUGGCGAUGUUGUUCCCGCUAUUGGAAUCUUGCCAGCUGAAUGCGACACCCCUGAAAAGGUGGUGACCGUAUACCGCGAGUCAUUUAGGAUGAUAACCGAGCUUCAGGCUGUUCGUUCCACUGCUACACUGGUUUGUUUUUCCUACGCAGAUCGCCUUGGGAUGCUCAUCAUGAGUUAUCACUCGCAGAUGUCGUUGGUCGUUUGUUGA